CGGACGCCGGCGCUGCUACAUCCGCUGCCGAGGUGUUUUCUCUCUCCCCGGGAGAGUCACGAGCUCUUGCACGCCCAGGACGUGAGCCUGACUAGGUCCCGGCGCGACGCCAUGGAGGUAGUGGAGGCAGCCGCCGCUCAGCUGGAAACUCUGAAGUUCAAUGGCACCGGCUUUGGGGGUGACCAAAGUCAGGCGGAGGCGUCUCCGGUGUCUAGUGCUCCCCCAGAGUCUCGGCCGCCAGUCCAGCCGGAUGGGGAGACCCCCGACACUGGGCAGAUCACGGAGGCUCAGCCCGCAGAGGAGCAGCAGCCUCAGGUCGCGGGGAGCUCUGUAGGCGCCGGGGGUCCGGCGCUGCCGGCCGAACCGACACCCGGCGGGAACUGCGUCACCGGUCUGGGCGCCGCAGAGCCGCCACGGGCCUCAGGCUCCUUGGGAACCUCGGACUCGGACUCGGAUUCGGAUUCCGACAGUGAGACAGAUUCUGAUAGUUCAAGCUCCUCUUCUUCCUCAUCAUCUUCCUCAUCCUCCUCACGUGUAUCACUUCCACCAGUGCUAUCAGAUGGAGAAGAUGAUUUACAAAUUGAGAAGGAAAAUAAGAAUUUUCCACUUAAAACAAAAGAUGAGUUACUUCUUAAUGAACUACCUUCUGUUGAAGAACUCACUAUUAUUUUGCCUGAAGAUAUUGAAUUGAAACCUCUUGGGAUGGUUUCAAGUAUUAUUGAACAAUUAGUAAUAAUUGAAUCAAUGACUAACCUACCUCCAGUUAAUGAAGAGACUGUCGUUUUUAAAAGUGAUCGACAGGCAGCAGGAAAGAUAUUUGAGAUAUUUGGACCUGUUGCACAUCCAUUUUAUGUGUUACGGUUUAAUUCUUCGGAGCACAUUGAAAGUAAAGGUAUUAAAAUAAAAGACACUAUGUUUUUUGCUCCAUCAAUGAAGGACUUUACCCAGUAUAUAUUCACAGAAAAACUUAAGGAUAGGGGAUCAGAUGCAUCGUGGAAGAAUGACCAGGAGCCGCCGCCAGAUGCCUUAGAUUUCAGUGAUGAUGAAAAGGAAAAAGAAGCCAAACAAAGGAAAAAAUCUCAGGUGCAAGGUCGGAAAAAAUUCAAAUCUGAAUUUAAUGAACCAGGUGAAGAUUUUGCAGAAGUACAUCAGAACUGGAGUGCUCAGGGCUCUGCUUCAGAGCCCGCCAAAGGAUUUCGCAACCGAGAAUUCACUCGAGGAUUUUCCCGGGGUAGAUACCCUGGACCUUGUCAUGGCAGACCCCCACCUCCGCAGUUUUAUAACCCAGAGCAUGCGGUAUCUCAGGAGACUUUAGGAUUCCCACCUCAGAGACAAGAUAAUCCCAUCAUGCCUCAGUAUCCCUUUCCUCCUCCAGCCUUUGACAUGCAUACGUUUUCACUCCCGCCUCCCCCACCUCCUCCACCGCCCCCACCAGCAGCUUUAAACGUGGGUUGGGCCGCGCAGCCCCUGCUCCCCAUGCCCUACUCCCUGCCCCCGCCGCCCCCGCCACCCCUGCCGCCACCCCCUUCUUCUGGAGACAGUAAUUCCCAUUUUGGGUCGUACUAUUAGGCGGAUUAGAUAAAUGUAUGCAUUUCCAGAAAAAUGUAGAUUUUUAAUAUUGUGUAGGAAGGAUUUUGUUUUUUAAAGAAAGCGAUUUACAGAACUGGAUUUUUAAAACAUUGUAAAGUACUAAAUGAGUCCAUGAUUUGUAAGUUUAUAUUUGUAACCUUAGUGAAGAUGUAUCUAUAUGAAAACCACUUCAAAUUCAUGGAGGGAAAAUUCAAAUGUGUGAUGUUUAAAACUUUGCAUCUAUGCUUUCCCGUCCUUGCCCAGUUAAAAGACGCAUAGGUCUGAGAAUACAUCUGCAGCAACUUUCAUCAUGGAUCCAGACAUACCAAGCACAUUAACUGACUUGGUAUAUUUGAAAAUACGAUAUUAAAGAACUGUUCGAGUCUUUAAAAUAAACUAUUUUUGUAAACUUUGGAAAUUUGAUUAUAAAUUCAGUUUAUCAGUUAAGUUUAAAUAUCUUAAUUUUUUUGUAAGCAAGUGAAAGAGGCAAACCUUAUAUUGACAAAAGAGAUGACUAUAAUUUAAAAAAAUAUGUAAUUAAAGUAAGCUUUCUAUUAUAGAUGCAGGUUUUCAUUGUUUGGAUACGAGUCAGAGUUUACCAUUUAACCACUUAAAGGGAUAUAGGAACUGUUUACAAUGAGGUAUCAUUUAUUCACAAAGUGUGUUUAACUCUGUAUUAAGAGACCGCGUCUCCCAUGUCUGUCUCCCAGAUUCCUGUAUGUGUGGCACAGAUUAGGUGCUUAGUGUUUAUUGAAUGACUCAUUGAAUUUAGAGUUUUUAAUUAAAUGUCUAGUAAGUAUUUUACACCAUGACAUGUAAAUAUAAGAAAAGUUCAGAAUUUUAGAAAUAGAAGCCUUAAGAAGUCAUCUAAAGUGGUCCUCAUUUAAUAAAUAUAGAAGAACCUGAGGAGUCCAACAAAGAUAAGUAACACUACUCAUUGAGAUGACAAGGACAUCCUAGUUCUCGAGUCUCAGGUCAGCACUUUCUACUAAAUUGGUGCUUUUUGAUCUGUCAUUCUGUGACACCCUCUUGUGUUGUAUUUUUUUUUUAAUUAUCUUCAAUUAUUUUUGCAGCUUUUCUUUGAAGUUGCCUUCCUUAAUUAUACAGUCCUGUGAAUGACCAGAGUGUUAAAAGUUUGGUGGUGUCUAAAAGCACUCAAAAACCCAAAAAGCAAUUUUCUGCAAGAACGGAAAAAAAUAAGACAUUGCCAUCUAGUUAUGGUGAAUCUGCAAGCUUUUUGAAUCACUAUGGCGGUUAGGAAAUCUUUCAGUCUCUAAGAACUGAACAGUAAAUAUUUUACAAAACUGAAUGAUACCAUUUCAUCUCUUGCAUUUAAUUAAGUUCCUCCCUGAAACUCUGCAGUUCUACUUGUCAUCCUCCCUUCAGGACUUUCGAAAUUUGAGGUUACAUGGAUACUACCAGUACCAAACACCUAAGCUUUGAAUAGAUUAUUAAAAAAGCAUUCUUGGGCUUUAGCCUCAGAUUUUCACUUAGUAGCUCAGAGGAGAGUUAGCAAACUGGAACAGAGACAGGUGCACCUUGUAGAUAACUGCUUAUUCUGUUCAGCCCAGGCACUGCAAGAGAGCUAAUACCCCAAGCUAGAGUGUCACACCAACUUUCCUGCUCGCUGGAGCCUAGAAAAGUUAAGUUCACCUUGUACCAUAGUCUUUUAAGUGUGCAAGAAUGUGUGUCCUAAAAAGCCCUUACUUUAACGUGUGUCCUAAAGUACCUUACUUUAAUGUGCCCAGACCCUAAGUGAGCAUGUACUCUUGGAAAAUGGCACAAUCGCCUUGCUAGAUGCAGGGGAGCCUGGACCUUCCCGUUUGUGAGAAAUGCAGAACCUGAAGCACAAUAAAUCAAAAUUAAGUGAGCUAUGCCGCUCCCCCAAGGGGUUAGCUUCAGGAUUUAGUCUUCAUCAGUGGAGAAUUCAAGGUGAAUAUAUACCAGCUUGUUGGCCAUCUGCCUACUUUGGAGUUCUAGUGGGUGAGUGGUGGUGAUGUGAGAGUUGAUUAGGAAAAAGAGGGAAAGGAAACUAUAGCUGUUCAGAUGUAUCUAGCUUCUCACGUGGUUGUCAGAGCUGUCUUGUCAACUCCAUCUGUGUUUGGAGUUUUAAGAGGAGGAGGCGAAUCAUCUCAUUUGGAAGAGAAAUACUUCUAUUUUCAUCAUCUCCACCUUAAUGCUUCUAAGAUUGUGUGCUCCUAGAUUUUUAACUGCCAUUUAGUAUGAAGUAGAUCCAGUGUUCUACUCAGCUUCUCACUUAAGAGAAUCCUUUAUGUUAACCUUUUCCUACAGUAAUGUAUUGACAUUCAUGUGAUUGAAUGUGGGUGAUAUCUUUACAUCUUUACAACUACAGUUGUAAAUUUGGUGAAGUGAAAUGAAAAUUACUCCCUAAGCUAGCAUCUUUGUUUUACUAAGAUCAACAACUGUCUCCUCUCCCUUCUGUAGGAAAAGGGAGGGGUUGGUAUUUCAUGGUAAUUGUAUAACUUGUCCACUAUUAGAUAGUUAAAGAAUGGAUUUGAGAUUGUACAGUGGAGACCUGCAACAGAACGUAGUUUCAGGACUCACCAAAGGUCAUUUCUUAAAAUCCAUGUGUGCUCAUAUGUCGUUAAGUACCAGAUUGAAUGCCUUUGACUAGUAGACCCUAGUUAAUCUUCCAUAUCUGUGUCCAUGUAACUGGCCUUGAGGAUGUGUAAGGAAAGCACUGUGUGGACAGUGAGGGCUGUAGAACAAUUUCUCUUCCUGUUUUCUAGCUAACAUACCGGUUUACAUUCUAUCCUCUUUCACUCCUGUGCUUUUUUUCUUUUUUUAUUUCUUGCUUAGAGCUGGUGGAUAUUAAGUGCAUUAAAAGUUUCAGGAUGUUUGAUGAAUAAGAAAUGAGUAAUAUCUGAGUUUCAAUCUGCUGUAAUGUUAACCUGCUACAUAAAUUAGUAUUUAAAAUCCCCAGAUGCUUCUAUCUUGGUCUAUUUUUAAGGACAAGGUUUAAGAUAGCAGGUGUCAUUGAUAUGUCUGUUUAGUUUUAUAAAUUUACCUUUUUAAAUAUAGUACAAAGUUUUAUUUUGGAUUUUAUUACACUUCAGUCAUUUACUAAGCUUUUUCUGGCUUGAAAUUAGACGUCUUAGCUAGUAGCAUCUUAUUGGGGACACAGUUUGAGGCCCUUAAAUAAGCACUAGUGAUGAAAUCUUGCUUCUUUUGUUGUGUGAUAGCAAAGUAAAACGGUUAUCUGAUUUUGUGAAAGACCCCUCAAAAUUACAUACAUUUUGGCAUUUACCUGCUUAUCACAAUGGAGGACUGUAUAGGUAAUUGAAGUAAUGCUGGCUUAUAACACUUUGAUUUAGAGAUAUAGGAUCUUCCCCUUCAUAUAGUAUUUCACACCUCACCCCCCAAAUAGCCAUAGUUCACAUAGUCCGUUGUGCUUCCACUUUCAUCUCUCCCUUCCCCCCACACUGGUGGCCUCAGCUGUGUAGUCGGAUUUCUAGGAUUUGUUACUGGUUUGGCUUCAUUUGUGCCUUUAUUUUAUGUCUGUAUUGCACAUACGUGUGAUACCAUCUG
Molecule: messenger RNA, 5118 nt
Organism: Condylura cristata (star-nosed mole)
Lineage: Eukaryota; Metazoa; Chordata; Mammalia; Eulipotyphla; Talpidae
Gene: NAF1
Product: nuclear assembly factor 1 ribonucleoprotein
Exons: 8
Coding region: 112-1569 (485 amino acids)
Biological process (GO): ribosome biogenesis; pseudouridine synthesis; box H/ACA snoRNP assembly
Cellular component (GO): sno(s)RNA-containing ribonucleoprotein complex
Molecular function (GO): RNA binding
Source: RefSeq, a predicted model, not a curated record